Messenger RNA from Exophiala xenobiotica, 1449 nucleotides. RefSeq lists its product as uncharacterized. The record is from RefSeq and is a predicted model, not a curated record. The transcript has 5 exons. Lineage: Eukaryota; Fungi; Ascomycota; Eurotiomycetes; Chaetothyriales; Herpotrichiellaceae. Gene Ontology annotation, molecular function: O-methyltransferase activity. The coding region runs from base 64 to 1215 and encodes 383 amino acids.
UAUUACUCUCGGCCUUGCAUCUUCUCGAGCCUACUAGUAGUCUGAUCUGGCAGGCCGACCAGGAUGGACUCCAUCAUCUCUCAAAUCCGUUCGUUAGCAGAAGCCGCCGACGAGGCUGGCAGGCAUAGCAUCCUCGAUGCUCUUCAACUCCUCCAAUCUCAACUGGAGACACCGAUGGACGUCCUCAUGAAGUUGUACAAUUCGCACGUUCAAACGGCCGUUAUCUACGUGGCAGUCCAACUCGGCUUGUUCAAGCACCUCGCCGCAGACCCUUCAUCGACCAUUACCGUUGCUCAACUCGCCGAUAAAACAGGCGCAUCCCCACAACUGCUUCAGCGAAUCCUCCGUUACCUGUCUUCCACGGCAUUCAUCUCCAACCCUUCGCCGGACCAUUACCAAGCCACCCAAGCAACACAAUUUGUUGCUAGCCCCGUGGCUGAUGCCGGUAUGAUUCAUGCCUUCGACACAUGCGGCCCCGCCACCAACGCUCUCCCGUCCUUCCUCGCCGACAACAACUAUUCAGACAUCACGUCUAACACGCACACUCCCUUCCAGAAGGGCCACAAUACCGACCUGAGCGCGUUCCAAUGGCUGGCGCAGCAUCCCAAGAACUUCCACGCCUUGCAGGUAGUCAUGACGGCAUUGCAGUCUGCGGACUGGCUCAAUGAUUUGGACGUCCUCGACCAAGCCGCCACCAAAGUCGUGCAAGGAUCGGAGAAAAAGCCAUUCUUUGUCGACGUUGGUGGCGGCCAUGGCCAUCAGUGCAAGCAAGUGCUCGAAAAAUUCCCGAAUCUGCACGGGAGUCUUGUCCUGCAAGACCUGGCCCAGGCAGUCGAUAAAUUGCCGCCCAUCGACGGUGUCAAGGUCAUGGCGCAGAAUUUCUUCGAGAAGCAAGCUGUGCAGGGCGCCAAAUUUUACUACCUCCGUCGGAUAAUGCACGACUGGCCUGAUGCCGAGUGCCUCACGAUCCUGUCCCAGCUGGCCGAAGCGAUGGACGGGGACUCGCGGAUAUUAAUGGAUGAAGUGGUCCUUCCAGACGCGAAUGUGCCGUGGCAAGCGGCGAUGCAGGAUAUAUCGAUGAACAUCCAGUUCGGCGGCAAGGAGCGCACGCGGAGCGAGUGGCAUAGUUUGAUUGAGAAGUCGGGAUUGGAGGUGGCUGAUGUAAGGACAUAUAACGUUUCGUCGUGUGCUUCGGUGAUUGUGCUGGAGAAGUAAGUAGAGAUCAAACGCCAGUCGAGGGGUCUCGCUGUUGAUUGAUGUUGUUGGUUAGAUAGAUACCCACCUCACUUGUGGCCGUGCUGUUCUCGGUGACGGCGGCGUGUACUUCGUACUAGAGCAGUAGUUAUCCCAUCUCAACAUGGAAUGUGACUGGAGCGAAGAGUUCAAGCUGAAUUCGGUGGUACAUGAAUGAAUUCCUUACCUACCGGGUAUCAUAUCAUGUCAUGGAUA